AGAAUUCUACUAUAUCCAAAUGGAGAAGUACGCGCGCCAGGCGGUUACUGAGGGUGUCAAGUGCGCCGAUGAGCUUCAUGUUGGCGGAGAUAGUGAGUUGUAUCGUGUUCUAAACUUACAUUACAACCGCAACAAUCACAUUGAGGUACCGCAAAACUUCCGCUUUGUGAUAGAGCAAACGCUGCGCGAAUUCUUUCGCGCCAUUCAGGGUGGCAAAGACACUGAACAAUCGUGGAAGAAGGCAAUCUAUAAAGUCAUAUCUCGCAUGGACGAUGCAGUGCCCGAAUAUUUCAAAUCUCCUAACUUUUUGGAACAAUUGGAAUAAGAGGAAAGUGAACGCAAUCGCGUUAUUCACAUGCUUCGCACAAAUUUAAAACGCAAAUCCAAAUCAAAUAAAUCUUCGAAAGUUUUAACGACAGGAAUCACUACAACAACAGCGCUUGCAACAUCAGCUGCAGCAACUGUGCAUGCAACAACCGAACCAAUGACAACGUUUGCAACAAACGCAGUUACAGUUACGCCAACUAAUGCCUCAGCAAGUGUAACCAGCAUGGCUGCAGGCACAGCAUACCAACAAAAUUUGACGACUAUAAAUUAAGUUCAACCUAUCAGUUUUGAUUUCACACCCUAAUUAUAAAUAUUUUGAUAUGGAAAUACGAAAACUACUGCGCGAAAUUUUAACAUGACGAUAAUUUAGAAACCACUAACACACUAAGUAUUAAAAUUGACGACGAAACUAAUCGAUACUAUACGAGUACGUUUAGGCUUUUAAGGAAUACGAAACAAGUAUGUUAUAUUCAUAUAACGAUGUUGGCGAAGUAACGCCUUUCCAAUUGAAACGCCAAAUAUAUGAAAGGUGUGCCCGAACCAGGUAAUAAUGAAAUUUCGAACGAACAAAUUUUGACGAAUAUAACAAAAAUAUUUCGACAAUACGAUGAAGAUAAUUUAACAAAAUGCUGCAAGCAAAUCCUAAAAGUAAACUUCGCAAAUAUUUAUUAUUUUCUUACCUCUCGAAUUCAUUCUCGCAACGCGAAUUGCGUUCACAAAAGUAAAAUAGGCAAUUUAAAAGAUUUAUAAAAGCAAACGAAAGAUCCUAAUUGUUAACGAUUGUUGGGUAUUUUGCAAAUCAUUUCGGCAUGAUGAGCAACAAGAAAUUCCAGCUUUAUUUUAUUACCAAACAUUGAAAACACAAUUCUUUAACGCUGCAUUCAAGUUCUUCACUUCGAAGAAUGGAAGUACAACUUUAGCAAUAGAAGAAUACACACGCCUCCCAAUACAUACAAACAUACGUGUGCAUACGAGUAUGCAUUACUUUCUACACUUGCAUAAACCUAUUAACAUAUACAUUUAUAGAAAAAACAAUUGCCUUAUGUGAUGUAAAUCGGGUAUUGAGGACCACUGAGAUCAUUCUUAAAUAGACACUACAAAAAUCAAAACAGAAAACGCAUACAUAUAUCCACAAUAUUUAUUUACAUCAGCUAUAACCACAACAGUGUAAACUGCAACUGCUAGGAAGGGCCAAGAUAUGAAUUCGGACCAUAACUUAUUGCGUAAUUCUGAGAUUUAAAUCAAUUUUACCAUUAAAUAUAUUGUUAUUAAGUUUUGUUUGCAAGUCAUGUUGCACAACACACACUAAUAUACAUCCAGUUCAUAAGCAUAUAUACUAUACAUAUGUACAUAUAUGAACCGACAUACACACACUAUGCCUAUGGUAGGCAACAUUGAUAAUUUAAUAGCAUAUACAUAUGUACAUACAUACCUACACUGGUAAUAAAAUAUAUAGCAGUAGGAUUUAUUAGUAUUACCAGCCAGGUCCAAUACUAUUACAUACUUAAAACUUCUUAUUUACAAAAUCCUCACGAGGAACUCGAAAAAUCGCAGGAAAUGUACCUAACCACAGUUCACUGGGAAACGCCGAGCGAAUUGAGACCAUGUUCAUUUCCAGUAGUUCAUUUCACUUACACGUACAUUUUCAUUGACUGAUCGCGCCUUCUAGCUGCUACGAAAACUGGUGCUUGCAAAGAGUAUACCCAAACACAACAAUUUAAACAUAUUAAGGGAGAAGCCUGGUUUAGAGGCUUCAAAAAAUCGAUUUUUUGAGGAUUUUUUUGGGAAGGAAAGAAAUAAGUGAUUAAAGCAAAAUUUCUAGGGUUUAUAGUUAUAUAUUUAAACAUCAUUCACAAAUUUUUUGGAUACGAAAUCUUUGAUAUUCUGCCUUUGGGAAGCAAUUGCCCGAUGCAUCUCGCAUGUGCAUUUGUCGGACGGCGGGCAGGAUGCAGGUCGCAAUUUCUAUCGGAAACAAAAAAUUCAAAGAGAUUCAUAUUUUUUAAUAAUUUAUCUUCUAGUUAAACUAAAAAAAUUCCAAAAAAAGUGUAAACUUUUAGAAAUUUUUUAAAAAUUAAAAAAAAAAUGGGUUUUGAUCACAAAAAUUUUACUUUAUGUUGUUUAAAAAUAUGUUCAAACUUGACUUUUCUUAGUUUUUUUUAGUUUAAAUAGAAGAUAAUUUAAUGCCAAAGAUAAUAAACUUUGCCUCAAUUCCAUACGACGUUUAGUUUUUUUCUAUCCUACCUGCCAAUUAAGGAAAAUCGUAAAAAUGAAUAACCGAGAAAUCGCGCGUCAAAGUUUUCGCUGUCUGCCCAAUCGCUCACAUAUCUGCUAGGCGCUCGGUCACUAUUUUCCUUCUAGCUUCGAAAAUAUUUAAAAUUCCCUUCGAAAACUUUCGGGACAUAUUUUAGAUUAUUUUUAAAAGGAUUUAAGAUCAAUUUUUUGAAGCUUCUAAAUCAGGCUCCCCCUUAAUCUCUCACUGCUUACGCAUGCUAUGUUAGUGUAUCAGUGUGUGAAAAGCAAUUUGUUGAAAACUCUUCUUCAAAUUGACGCCGACUUUUUACAAUAUUCACAAUAUUAUUGUAAAGGCCUUUCUUGUAAAAAACACUACAAUUUUCAAAUGUUACAUUAAAAGUGGUUCUAAAACACUCUCUCUAAUUAAUGUAACAGCACAUUGUUUUCUACAAGAAAGGCCUUUUAUUCGAUAUCCUUUUUGCGACUUGUGCUAUUGUUGUUUAAUUUUUAUUACAUUUUCCACCAAUACUGACACCUGGACUCACAAUUACUCUAUUUUAAUUACUAAUAAAUAAUAGGGCAUCACAUUGUACACGUUUACACUAGUCUUUUCUUUAUUUUAAUCUAGUUAAUAUGAAGCAAUUAAAUUUAAGUUGAAUGCACUUUUGAUUAUUUAAAAUAUUUAAGCUGUACAUACCUAAUUAUAGAGUUUCUUAAUUAUUAAGUUUUCAAAGAUUUGCCUUUAAUUUAGCAAGCAUUAUAUUGUAUAAACUAUUAUUUAUUCAUUUAAACCAAAUAUAUGUAACAUAAAUUGAUUUCGUGUGUGUUUUGUUAAUUUGCAUUUUAAUUUAUUCGCUUAAGACUACUUAAAACUACACUGGGUAUAAUCGGUCAAAUAAAAAUAGGACUGACUACUGGAUGGCGGUUGAGCGAUCUAAAUUAUAUUUGUAUUUAUUACCUUUUGAGUAGGUUACGUUACAUUAAAAGGUCGAUUGUAACAGGGAUCUCACUUAGAAAGCUUAGAGCGCCGGUUCCUGUGGACUCCAUGGAAUAGAGCAGAACACCUUUGGAAAUCGACAAAUCAACUAUCACAAAAUUAUCGAGACGGCUAAUGCCACUUUCGACUAUGGCUUCUGGUCCGCUGAAGGUAAGACUGGUGGUGUUUCUACCUCGGUCUUGAAUAGGGUGCAUAAUGGAGAAGAAAGUGCAGGGAUGCUCCAUCAAACCCUCCUCUAUACAACAUGCGUCCGUAUGAAUGCAUAUUGGAUUAUGUCCACUAAGACCCCAUAUUAUUUCGGCAAGAUGAACUUUGCUAAGAGCGAGUAGUUCAGUAGAUCUCCUGUGUUCUAUUUUAAGUCCUUUAAGCAACUUACGUCCAAUUAUUAAGUACCAAUAUAAGCUUUCAAUAACCCUCAGUAUAUUUUGACGUAAAAAUAAAGUAAAGGCGGUUUAAACAUCCAAAGUUUUGCCUUUGUCGCUUCUGUCGAGUUAGGACUCAAGACCUUUAAUAACCCAUCCAAAUGAAAAUAUAUAGUAGAGUUUUAAAUAUUCACAUCUACAGAAAAGCAGAGACAUCUACUAGAAAACAGUUUCGUCGGCAAGAAAAGCUUACAGGCCUAGUGUUAAGAUACCGCUGAGAGAUCAGAAAAGAAUUUCUACACCUAAAAAUAAAAAAAUAUUUUGUCAGUGUUUUACAAUACAAUAUUGAUUUUUUUCGAAAAUUUAAAAAUUGUUGAACCACUUGAAACGUUUACUUAUUUAUUUUGUAAUCAACCAUUUCUUUACAAAUUAUCUUCGUUGCUGUGUUUUUUUUUUGUAAUUUAACUAAUAUCUAUAAUCCAAUAAGUUUUUGAAUUUUUGUGUUCACAUGUUUGGGUAUUGUAAAAUCGUCGGCUCACACUAAUACACCGCUGCCAACAAGAGUUUAAAACAAAGGGCGAAAAUGAGAGCAAGAGUAUUUUUAAUUGAUAAUUGGCAUAUUUUGUGAAGGAAUGUAAAGAUCACAUAAAUAUUUUGGCACGUGGUAAGUUUCCUUGUAUGUAAAAGUACAUUUGUACAAGUAUUCAAACAUUAAAAAAAUUUAAAUUCGGAAAAUAAUUAUAUAAUUAUGUAAUAUUUUUGAUUUCUCAUUUAUUUGUAUGCUAAGUUUGAGUAAUUUAAUGAUAAAAAAUAAUAAUUUUUAGAUUGUUUUAUGCAGCUGCAGUGACAAAUUUCGAAUCUCAAUCGUUAAUUGUUAAUGCCUUUACUAAAUUUAUGACAAAAAUAAAGUGAAAUAUGUUUCUUUGGCUUAAAAUGUAAUUAUAAAGAAAAAACUACAAAUGUAACUGAUUUUGUGAUAAAAAUUCGAGGAGAACUCAUUAUUAUUUCGGAACAAACCAAUAUAGGCGCCUAACAGAGUUAUUCUGAAUUACGACUCCCAGGCGUUUAUACAAAAUUCUUUUGUAAAAAAUAGUUAAUUGAAAUUUGGAAAACACUAUGUUAAAAAAUAAUAAGAAAAACUUUUAGGAAAUUUUAAGGCAUUUUAACAAUAAACGUCAAGGAGACAAAAGAAAAGAAAAUAAAUUAUAACUCAUAUAAUGUUUGGAUGAAACUUUAGGCAAAAUUUAUAUACGAUAUUAUUUGAAAAUUUGACGAAAUAUCGAAAAUUCCUAAAUUCAAAAUUACUGCAAAUAAUAAUGCAUUAGAAUAAAAAUAUGUACUCAAGUUAAUUUAGUUCUUUAGUUAAUUUAUUUCUCGCUAAACUUUAAGUUGUUGAAUUGAUUUAAAUUUUUUUGAGAAAUAUAUGUAAACUUUAGUAUUUAGAACGAAAUCAGUAAGAACCAUAAAUUUCGUACAUAUGUAUUACUGAUAGACAAAACUAAAAAAAGUAUUUUAGUAUGCUGCAAGAGAUAAAUUCAUUAAAUAAAUCGUAACCUUAUAGCAGUACAAACGUGAGUACGCGCAUGCAUACAUACAUACAUACAAACAAAUAAUGCUACAAUAAGAACAAUAUUUGAUGAGAUUGAAGCCCAAGCGACUACGAAGACAUUUGUGAGAAACUGUGUCAGCUACAAUCAUUAGAACAUCAACAUCAACAACAACAACAAGAAACAAGCUUUCACUUACCAAAAUAAAACAUACAUACAUAGUUUACCUAAAGUUUUAAGUUACUUAACUAAAUUACGAUUAUUACAUAAGUUAAAAAUAAAAGCAAACGGCAGAAGAACUAAAUGAGAGAAAAACAAAAACAAAAACAAUACAACAAUAAAUACAAAAAUACAUAAACAACAAAAUUUGGCUAUUUUCUUUGGUUUUUCUAUUAUGUUUCGAAAUUAUUCUUCCAAGUGAACACACCAACAAAGCACACCUAUGUAAUUACAUCGAUGUAUUUGCGGCCAUUGGAUCUGGCGAGGUCUGAAAUAUAUGGCAUGACACCAACAGCGCAAUCUACAUUUGAAUUAAAAUUUUCUAAUUAUUGGCGAAUGCAAUAAUUAGUUACUUUUCACAGGUACUGUUUAAAGUAUGGACCGAUAAUUCCACAAAAUUUUUAAAUUUAGGCAUUUUUCAAAUUAUGCAUUAUUCAGUUCCUAUAUUCUCAAUUAAUAAUUAGAGUUGCCGUAAUUAUCUUUAAAAGCAAACAACUAAAAAUAUUGGCAUCGUUGGGUAUAACAUUUUUAAUAAUUCAAAAUUCUUUAAGUUUUCUAUGAAACAAUUUUGAAAAUUCAAAAAUCGUGAGCAUUAAACUUAUUGCCGAGAAGUUCUAAAAGCAGGGUUCCAUUUUGAGAAGUUCUUAGGAGAACCCAAACAAUUCUUUACGCGACAUACAUAUGUGUAGACGGCUUUUGUCAAUGCUGUACACAUAAAUAUGUAAAUAAAAUAGCCUAUAAAUAUUUAAAAUAAUUUAAAGGCAACUCACCGACUCAAAUGAGCAUCUGAACUAAAAAGUAAUUUCCUUUUUUGUGAACAAAAAAUCGUUUGGCUAAAUUUGGAAUUUCAGUUUGUAAUAUUUUGUUAAUAUCUGUUUUGUAUUCAAUGGAAAAGAAUGGCAUAAAAUAACGGUCUAAAUUAGUGUUCUUUGAAACACUUUCAUGUUUCACAUUUAUAGCGAUGCAGUUUACACUUUGAAAGAUGAUCAUCCAUAACAAUUAUACUCAAACUAAACACAAAUAUUUUAACACAAGGAGUUUAUUAAAAUACCAAACUUCAGAAAACAAAAGUUUAUUUGAAUUAAAAGUUUUCGAAAACUUAAUUCUUUGGGCAACAACAACCAAGCAUAUUUAAUCCAAAAAUGUUAACCGGAAUAUACAGUAAGCCUGCACUUAAGCAGAUAUCACUAUCAUAGCAGAAUCCGAUAUCAAAAUCUGUGAAGAAUCAUCACGAAGAAAGUUUGCCACAGAUGACAAAAACAAAUCAAAGAAUUACAAAUAAACAACCAAUGCGGUCGUCAUAACCAAAAAAACAGCAAAGCAAACACAAUAUUUACGAAACUAACAAUUAAUAGAGACGAUGUUAAAUCCAAAAACCAAAAAUGAGGAGAAACCAUUAGCUACAAACAUAGCAUUCAGUAUACAUAAUCGUACAUACACUCACAACUACAAUAUUUAAUAUAUGCAAUACAUAAUUGGAUACUUUGUACAUAAAAAAUAAUAGAAAAAAAAAUUAAAAAAAAAAAUUAAUAAUUAAAUAAAAAAAAGAUAUAAGCAACCUGAGAAGUCGGGAAUAAUAACGGUAUAAAAAGCCUAGUAUGAAAACUCUUUUAACUAGAAGCGAUGACAGAGUACUUAAACAAACAAUGCGGUACUGUAUUAGCCACAUUUUUAUAUAAAGUGAAAUCACCCCACAUCCAUCCAUACGCUCCUUAAUAUCCCAUACAAUAUCCCGCAAUGCUCCACUCAAAAUAAUUACAAUUAACCAUUUAAUGCCGUAAAUUUAGUAAUUAGUAAAUUAAAAUGAUAAGCAAAUUAUUAACUCUAAACAGGAAACAAAAACCAAAACACAAAGGAAAAUACUCCGCUGACGGUGUUAAUUGUGCAACACAAACAGUUUCAAGGUGUUUCAACCAUUUUUGGAAAACUACGAGUACAAGCAGUGCAUAUAUGGUAUAUCAUGUAAUUGAGAACUGUCAGUUUUAUGAGAGCAAACCAAAAACUAACGGUUCUCCAGUUUUGGCAAUACAAACAGUUUCGAUUACAAAAAUGCUACGCGAAUAAACACACAUAAGAGUUUAUAAAAAAUUGUUGCAUUAAAAUAAUAAGUAUACUUUUGCUUUUUAUUUUGACGUUCAACAUCCUGAGUUAGAAAAAGUCUGAUCACAUGAAGCGAUAAGUAAAAAGUAAAGUGUAAAAACAAACAAAUUCAAAACCAAAAAUAAUUAAUAAACCAACAUACAAAGAAAGAGUCUCGUUGUCAAAAAAAGUAAAAUAAAACUAAUUGCGUUUUUUUAGUAGCAAACGCGAUUCGAUUCGAAAUUGUAAAACUUUGGCAUAACCACACACACUUAUGUGCAGUAGGGAAAGCAAUCGAAAUUUAAAUGAUAAAGCGUGUGGAAUUUUUAUCACUUAUUUGGCAAGCGUACAAAAGCAAAAUAUUCUUGGAGCAAAGCAAAAAGAAACCAAGAAACAAAUUUGAAAAAGAAAUCCAUUAAACCCUCACAGAGGGUUAAUCUUCUGUUCAACACGCAAUAGAGAGACACAGUGAAUCCAGGAAUAACCCACUGUGCGCUCAACCAGAAUAAGUUUUGAAAAAAAUUUAUGUAUACAAAUCCUAUUUUUUGGCGUGCGUUGCACUGUUCCAACAUUGCGCAUCCUUUUUUCAACAUUAAUUUCAUUUAUUCAACCAACAUUUUUUAUUUCAACAGAUACAAAUUAAUAAAAAUAUAGUAAACCAUAUAUAACUAUAAAUUAUCAAAAUUGAAAAAGCGCUAGGUGCCAGUUGUCACUGGAUUUUUACUUUACUUUUCAGCUUCCACUUUACUAUUCUGGAAAGUUUGUCUACUAAGGUUUACGGUUACAAGUUAAGAGUCUUUAGAUUCUUUCUUCUAAAUUAAUUAACGAAAUAUUAUAUUUAACUGAUUAAAACCGUUUUCUAUCCAAUAGAGUUUUAUUUAUUUGAAGUAUUCUUUUAUGAAAACUAAUAAUGUACAUUCAGAGAUUUCUCUUAAAAUCCAGGAUGUCUGCACUAGCGCCAAUUAAAUUAUGGAAAAUAAUGUUUCGGCUGUAAAAAAUUCGAAAUUCAAUUGAUAUAUAUUCAUAUAACACGAAAUGAGAAAAUAAAAAGUUGCAUAAAAGCACCAAAAAAAGAGCAAAACCACGCCAAUUGAUACAAGAUUAACAAGAUUAAAAAGACAACUAGUAGUUACGACAACAACAGAAAAAUGAAAAUAAUGAAAAAGAACUGCUACACUUAAGUCGUUGAAUUUGAAGAUUAAAAGCGUAAAACCAUACUUGCAACCAUUCAACAGUUGCAAAAUAUACAAAAACAAACAAUAACAUAUAAAUAAUUUUCUGAAUUUAGUUUAAGACAACAACAAUAGCCCAGGGGAACAUUCACAACUCGAAUGUGAUAUUUUUAAUUUUCUCAACAAAAUGUUUAACAUAUUUACAAACAGAAAAACAAUGUUUAUGCAACUUAGAAACAAAGCUCCAUAUUCAUAUGUUUAAUUUAAUAUAACAACUCGAAACAAGUUGAUGACAAUACGAAGUAACCAAUUGGAACUUAAACACUGCACACCUCCACCGAACCAAAGGUUUGGUUGACGGAGACCACGUGCACUCAUAUCAAGCUCUUAAUUUCACUGUUACUCCAUCCUCAUUUCGUGUUUUGUAAUAGAUGUGGUUAAAGAUCAACAUAGAAAAAAGUGUAUUAAAUAGUAAACAUUUCCUAUACAAAAAAAAAAAUAAAAAAAAUAAAAAAAAAUUAAAGAAAUAUUAAUAGACUUAAACAAACGAACUGUGGACUUGGAUCUUGGAUCCGGGGCCAUGGGAAUACUGUGCCAUUUUAGUUGCAAUAGUGAAAAAUGUCGUACAGUGGGACUGUUUGGGGGCUUUUCCUUGGACGCCAUUGGCGGCAUUUCAAAACCGGAAUAAUUUAUAGUACAAUUUUAAAAAUACCAACAUAAAGUUUUAUAAAGCAAUUUAUAUUUUUAUACUAAACGAACAAAUAGCAUUGAAAUACAGUAAAGAAAAAUGAAGUAGAAACAUUAUACGAAUGCCCACGCAGAGGGGAAAUGAAGCUAAGAUGUGAUUAGAGAGAGUUAGCCAUGAAUAACUUAAUACAAAAUAAUAACUAAUAAAUAUCAUAAUAUAUGCAUGCAACACUAAAAAAAAAUAUUCUUAUUUUCAGAUUAACUUUUUCAGUUUUUUUAAACAACAACCAAUUUAUUCUCAUUUGAUUUAUUGCUCUUUGAAAGGGCAUAAAGAAACAUGAAAACUCUGCGACAACGAAAACUGAAUUAUGAGGAAUAUGAAAAAAGCCCAAAACUGAGCAAAAUAGAAAACAUUGGAAUGCCGAAUAAUAUCGACAAGAAGGCCUACUUCCUUCGUGAUCAGUUUUCGCGCCGUAUGCUGCAUCUAACAGCAUGAAAUACAUAAAAUAACAAUAAAAACAAAAAAUUAGCUACAAUAAGACCAAUUUCAACAUCAGCAGAAAAUAAGUGAUAAAAGCGCUGUUAAUUUAAUAUUUUUUAAAAAAUUCGAUUUUAUUUGAACAAUUUCACAAUUGAUCAAUAAUUGGCAGACAUGUGUACUACAAAUCAGUUGCGUGACAAAACUGGCAAUUUUUCGUAUCAACUCACCGUUAGUGUCUUGAGAUGGUUAAAGCAACAAACAAAUAUAAUUUUCAUUAGAAAAGUUGUCAAAAAAUUUUAAUACAACGACAACGCUGCAAACAUUUUGAACGAAUAUUUAGUUUUCCUUUCAUUUAAAUAUAAACUUAACUUACUUACAUACAUAUAUACAGAUAUAAAAGAUUCGAUUCAAUACUAUGGCAGUCUCGGGGGUAGGUAGAAUACAAUGACUUAUUGGCCAUACAGAGGGCAAUCGUAAACAGUAAAGUUGCAACAAUUUUUUGGUUUACACAAACAAAUGAAAUAGCAAUAAACUGAUGAGAAUAAUAAUACGUAAAUUAAGCAAUGCAAUAGCCCAGUGACUUAGAUAUAAUUUUUAUAAGCAAGUGCACUUUAGACUACUCAACAAAGCUGUCGAUAGUCUAGGUGCACUACAACAGGUACAAACUACAUAAACCAAAUAAAUUGGCAAUAAUAAAUUUUUUUCCACGCGAAUCUUUUGCUGUCCUUACGACUUGCCACAGCUCUUGGCCAGCAAGUCUGUAUGUACAUAUGUACAAGAAGUAUAUGAAUAUACCCCCCUUAGAAUAUACAUUAGCAGGAGCACUCAACAAAUGCUUGACGAUCGCCAUAGCCAACAAAAACAAAUACCGCAAUAGUACAAUCACAAUGUAUUUAUAGUAAAAAGAAAGUAAAAUAAUAGAAAUAUAUAAACACAACAAUAGCCCAGUGAAGUUUUCAAUACAGAAGCAUUUUCAGUUCAGUUGCUGCCACAUACACACACAACAUAGUGGGCGUUACAAAAAAUUGUCAGAGCGAGAGUAAAAUUUUAAAAUCCAAGAGUACAGGAUUUGCCAAAUAUAAUUGGUUAAAUCUUCAGAAGCAAAAGAAAAACGCAAUAGCGCAGGAAUCUGCAACAGCAAAAUGUACGACAAAAAAUUCGUGUAAAAAGAAAGUUUAAAAUCGGAAAAACAGUAGCCGAAUAUUAGAAUAAAUCGAUAAAUAUGUUUUCUAUUGACAAAUUUCUUUUUAGUUUAAUCGAUAAUAAUAAAAGAAUCAUGCCAAAAGAUUAACACAUUUCUUAAGAUGUAACUUAACAAAUUGUGUGAAAUGAAUGAUAAAAACACAUUAUCUACAUAUAUAUUAUAUACAGAGACUGCAAACAAAUGUGAUCAGAUAUUUUAAUAGUUUAUGUAUAAAAACAGAAUAAAUAAAGAAACAUACUAAACAAGAAAACAACACGAAGUGAAAUAAAUAAUAAAUAAAUUAGCAUAACACACAAUGUACACUUCUACGUACAAACAUAUAUAUUGAAAUAGAAAAUGUUCAUUCUAAACUACCAACAACAAAAUCAAAAUCUAAAGUAUUGCAACAUGUAGAUGAACAGCAAUUUAUGUGAGUACAUACAUACAUACAUAUAAACUAAGCCAAUAUUAACACAUAAGUGAGCCAAUUGCAAACGUUUUGCUUAUAUUUUACAAUAGCAUAUCAUAGAGUUGGCGCUCCUUCAUAGCCCACCCGAAGGCGCAACAACGCACGAGGAGGCUGAGCGCGAGUUUUACCAAUUCAUUUUACAAUAGCUAACGGUUGAUGGUAUGACUGAGACGAACUGCGGACGUCAGAGGCAUCGAAGUCAUACCAUUACCACAAGGGAACCAAGGUGACUGAAGCUGGCUGGGUAGCACUCUUGACACUUGUACCAUAGCGGGCGACCUAUGCCAGCAAAUCAGUCGAAGUUACAACAACCAUAUUAGUUUCAAAUAUAUUUCAGUUGUAUUAAUACAAUAACAAAUCUUUAUGUUAGAAACGUCAAUACAAUCGUUUUUCUUUAUGUUAAAACCAGAUCAAACCCGAAAACUACGUUAAUAUUGAAAUGAGUUUCAACACAUAUAGGAAGUUCAUGAAGUGCUGGGAGCUCAAUAGAGCAUUUCGCUUUUGAACCAACUACCCAACGUUUGCACACAAAGGCGUGCAUAUAAGUCAAGCUUACACUUCAAGUUUAAACUGGCUCUCAGUCUACCGUGACAGAUGUCUGAGCUUUCUCUAAUUAAAUGCCAGUACCUGGACUUUCUAUAUGCGGAGAAAGAAAGAUGAACAAACAAUCCAACAGUAAAUCAAGGAAAUUCAAAAAGAAGAAGUAAUACAGUUAUUUUUUUCUUUAUAUAUUAUGAUUUUGUAAGUAUUAUGAGUUCAAACAACAAACACAUUGGCCCUUAAGAUUUUUUUUUGAAAAGGAAGGACGUUAUAAACACAAAAUAAUCAAUUAAUUAUUUCCAACAAUAGUGCCGAAACAUUUCUACAAAGAAUAUUAUUAUGAAAUAAGCAUUUUAUAAGGUUAAUGUGUAGUUAAAGAAAUUAACAACAUAAAUGCAAUGUAAGAGUUUAAGACAAGCUAAUUAAACAAGAACUUAAUUAAAAUAAAUGAAAAAAAAAAACGAAAAACAAAAUAGAAAAACUAAACCCUAAAAAGCAAAGCUGAAAAUGCUGCAUGCAACUGAACAUUGAACAUUUUGAAACUGUUUGUUUGCGAAUUUCAGAAAAAGGAGUAAAUCUUCCAAAAAUUAUUAAUGCAAUAAGUGAAACAUUAAAUAUACAGUCAUUUAAACAUAAACAGACACCAAAUAACACAACCAUAUAUAACAAUAUUCUUACUAGGUACGUAGGUAAAGUAAGUAUGUAUACUUAAUAUAUUAUUGCUUGCCAUAUAAACAGUAGCUGAUAUUCAAAAUUUAACAAAUUGAGAGAAAUACGAAUUUUCAAGCGAAAUAACUAAAAAACUAUGCCAAUUAGUAUUACUUACAGCAAAAUAUUACCGUUAUCCAAUAUUUUAUAUAUGUUAUCUUGGCAAAGAUUAAGUCUUUAGUUUGAAACUUAAUGCAUUAAAAACUUAGUGGAAUAUUAUAUUCAACUUUAUAUAUAAAAACAAAUUAUUAUCCAACUGCUUGUGUUUCAAAAUCAGACGUAUCUGAAACUAUUUUAUUUCACUUAAAAGCUUGGACUACAAGCGAAAUUCCAAAUCAGCACAUACUCUCUCUCAAUUUGCAAUCAGUGAAAAAUAAACUCAUUCCUACAUUAACUCAUAUUUCAUAAGACAACAGAAAACAUAUAUCAAAAUAAUAGAUUCGUUUAUAAGCUAAACGCAUUGGCAAGGCAAUGUAAUACAUAAAAAUAUAACCAACCGACAGGACAAAAAUACAGCGAUGGUUGCCCAAAGAGAAGCGAACAGCAAACAGUGAACCACAAUGACAUUGGAUUAAGUUCAGCACACCCAAUUACUCAAAAAUAUCAAAAAACACAUACAAAACAACAACAGAAAACAGAAAUAAAUACUUACUAAAUCCGAUAUGAUUCCUUCCUUCAAUAAAAUCGUAUAUAUUCAAUAAAAAAUCAUAUAUACAGUAUUAAAGGCAUCAGUGAAAUCAUGAAAUCAUUACAAGACCAUGUAGCGAAAAAUAAUCGUCACGCUACGAAUACACCACAUACUACAUAUAUAGAACUUAUAUUUUGAACAACAGUUAUUAUUUGGCUUUUAUAAAGAAACAUAUACACACAUUUUAUGCGAAAAAAUUGUUAAAUCAAAUCGUUUCUCAAUCAAAAGAAUUAUCAUGCUGGCGUCAGGUCGUCAUUUCAAAGUAAGAUUAAAGGCAUGUAAAAUCAUCGCGAAGUACACACGACAUGUGUAGUUAAUGAAAAUAAUACAGUAGUGUCGCUAUUUAGCAAUCGCACACAAAAUAUCAUAGUUUAUGGACUUCAAAUAUGGAUGUCGUUCUGUGUAUGUAUCAGAAUUCAAAGCAAACACUUACUUGUUGUAUAACUCCUGAUAAGAGAUUUCUCUAGCAUUUUUACAUUAAUACACAUACAACGAUUGAGGUAAAUAAUAUUUUUAUUUGGAAAAUCGAAGUAUUUAUUAAAAUACCACACAAAUCAUAAAGAAAUAACCUAGAAUGCACGAAAUUACAUAUUUUGGCUAAAUGAAGUUAAAACACCAAGCAAUUCCAGUUUGACUGAACUGAAAAUUUAGUACUACAUACAUACAUUACCUCUUAAUCUUCCGUAAUUUUUUGACUCCUAACUGACUAAUACAUAUAUGAUAUGCAUAUAUGAAUAUGUUUUAAAUGUUUGCUAAGCAAUAUAAUGGAAUUAAUCAGUUCAUUAGACCGUAUGUCAUUCCAUUUUGAAUUAUGUGUACACUUCCUAUGAAAAACUUGCAGAGAACAAGUACAUUGGUAUGUAUGUCUAUUAUUUUCAAAGGUUCUUUUUGGUUCUAGUCAAUCUGGAAUUGUGUGUAUUGAGUAUGUAAAUGUUUAAAUUUUUACGACUUAUCUAAGUAUGUUUUUAGACAUUAAUUUAUUUUUCUGUUUUUGUCAGUUUUUUUAUAAUUCCCUCAUGAAUUUCGUAUAAAUAUUAACACGAUUUAGAAGGCAUUGUACAUAUAUGUAUGUAUACAAUGUAUAAGUUUUGAUAAUAAAAAUUUCGGCUUGAAAUAAAGAUUUUGGCAUAAAUUCGUUAUAUUAGAUAGUUCAAGGAAAGAAGGAGAAAGUAAUGAUAAAAUAAGUAAUAUUAAAAUAAACUUCCGUGGACUAAAACUAAAAUAUAAUAAAAAUAAAUAAGCAGAAGUGGCUUCUGAACAAAUACGUAAGAAAGAUGAACCAACUUUUGAUAACAAAAAAGCAAUCCUGGACAUAACUUUGGCAAAUCUUUGUGAAAAAUGCGAACAUUUAGAAGUGAUGAAAACUCCCGGACUUAGCGAUAAAUAACAAAAACAUGGAACAAAAAAUGAGACAAAUCUGAAAUGAUUGAGAAAAUGUAAGAGAUUACGUGAAAUCUACCAGACCCCUGAUGUUCUUAACGGAUGUAGAGAGCGCGACAUCUAUUGCUUAAGGGAGACGUUGGAGGGUGUAUACACAAAAAAAAAAGAAACUAAAUGUAGUUGAACUAAUUUAAAUGAAUUAUAACCUAAAUUAACUUUAAUUGAUAUGUUUAGGUGUAAGAUGUAAAACUAGUAAGAAACACGAGAACUUUCGGUAAUGUUCCUAUAUAUUAUACGAGUAUAGAGAGUAUACAAUAAAAGGAAAUUGACAAUUUAGACGUACUUUUAGGCACUUUAGGUACAUUUUCGGACUUGAAUGUUGAAAAAAAUAAACAAAAACAAAAUAAAAUAAUACGAAAAAGGAAAAUAGAAAUUUACAAAAUUUUGAAGGAACAAAAACAAGCAAAAGCUAUUUGAUACAAAAAAUAUAAAUUUGUAUUACAUCCUCUGGCGUACAGCUCCGACAUCUAAGAAUCUUCAGCUAAACAUGUCAACGGAACAUAUAUACAUAUGUUUGAUAUUGGAAAUCCAGCUAGUACUCGUUAAACAAAAAUCACAGAAAAUUUGUGAAAAUUUGCAAAAGUAAACAUUGAAAUAUUCAAUAUUAUAAUUUACAGGCAGAAUUUUUCAUAUUUUUUGAUUGACCACCAGCUUCAGUUCUGUUCGAAUCCCGUUGAUCGUAACAAAUCAAACGCAAAUACAGAUAUUUACUAAAAACUUUCACUUUACUUGACAUUACGGCGACAUUAAAAAUUAUUAAAUGUACUUUUAACAUGACAAACUUAGCGGAAGAGCGUAUAAUUGGAACUCGAUUUACUUAAUGUAGGAUCAAAAAUGGAUAUUACAACAAAUUCUGGAACUUAAAUUCAGGAAACCUCUCGGCCACCUUUGGAUAAUUCUCUCUCGGUGUAAGUCAAGGACAAAAAUAUUCAAAAACUAUAUUCAAAAAUUAUAACAAAAAAGCUAAAAUUAAAAUGAAAAGCAAAACCAAAAACCAAACUCAAAAAUUACUUAAAAAAUUACCAAAUUUUGGAAGUCAAAAUUUCGUAGAAACAAAAUUUGUGGAAAGCGCUGGAAAAAUUGAGAUGCAUUUUAUGGGCAAAUAUGAGAAACUAUGGAAAAAAUUUAAUAUAUCACGAAAAAAGUACAAGCUUAUUUUAAGCACCUUCGCGCCUUAUCUUUAAGAAACAAAAAUAAACGACAUAAACACUAAAAUUAAAAUAAAAACGAAAAAACCCAAAAUAAAUUAAAAGAAUAACAAAAGUGUAAAUUAUUGUGAACAAUCUAAAAAAAACAUUUUUUGAAUCCCAAAACGAACAAACGUGGUUACAAGAAAUGAAAAUUAUUUCAAUUUAUUUACGGCACUCUGGUGAAAUAAAAUUAAAGUUUCGAUGUUUGAAAAAAUUUUUUGUUUGCGUUUUUAUAUCGAUUCGCAUUGACCAACGUGUUUAUAUGAAACACUUAAGAAUUCUCCCAAGUCUGUACCCUAAUUUUUCUCAUCCAACUAGAUUACUUCCAUUUCUGCGAACAAAUAUACCAUCUAAAUUAUCAAAACAGAACAUCUGCCUUAAAUUAUAUUUUCCAUAAUUGGAAUCAAAACAACAAAACAAUAUACAUAACUCAACAAAUAAAAAUAGCAGUCUGAAAUCAACAACAAUAAGAGCAUAACCGGAAGCAAACCAAAUCACUAGCAAUCGCAACGAUUCCAAACUAAAAUCACAAUUCAAGUGAUCGACAAAAUUCAAACCAAUUAAUAUCAACAAUAAGCCAAAAUUAGCGAAAUCUCAACAAAAUUCAAAAGUUACCGUAAUCGCAAAAUUAUCGAAAAUAAAUAUAAUAGAAAUGAUGGAAAUAAAUCAAAAAAAGCAAACCAAGCAAUAAAUAAAUGACAACUUUUACCGGCGACUGAACCUUUCCGCUCGAUAUUGAAAAGCAAGCCAAUCGGGUGAACUUGCUAGCCAAGAUGAUAAAGUAAACCAAUAUUUCAUAGAAGACGUAUCGAAGAACAGGCAAUAAUGUCGCCGGUUAGCCGACGAAAGAUGUUUUCUUUAUUUACAAAAUUCAAAAUCAUAAUCAAAAUCGGUGAAGAAAAAUUCCACUACUAAAGCAGAUUUCAAAAAUGAAAAUAUUGCACAGUGCAUUUUAACCAAUAUGCUUACAUUUAUAAGUAUAUUACAUAGUUUGAUUUCCUCUAAGUUACAACGUUUUGAUAUUCAUUUGUUCAUUAUCCUCCUAACUUUUAAUUUUGAUCACAGAUUUUUCAACGACAUCUACAUAACAAUUGCAAAAAUUAAGAGGUGUAUUCUAUGUUAUUACCAUAUAAGUAAACGUUGAAACAAAAGAGAAACUGAUAAAUUUAGAAGAGAAAUAAAAUUUAUAUAAACAUUGCUCAACGAUUCAAAAAGACAAACAAAAUUCUAAUAAUAUAAAACACUGCGAAAAAAGAUUAAUUAAGAAAAACAUAACAAAAAUCAACAAAAAAAAAUUAUAAAUAUCUUGAAACGAUUUUGUUCAAUUGUAAUUAAAUAAAAAUCCUAUAUGUUGUGACAUCGUCUUGAAUGAUCUUUAGUUGACGCAUUCUUCAUUCAUUAGGAUGAGUGAGAGGAGGUGAACGAAAGCUAAACAAAAACAAUGAAAGUAAAAUAUUAGAGGGAUGUGUGCAUAUUAUGUUAGGAUAAAACAGAUAAGAAAAUACAAUUAAGGAAAAUUCAAUUUUAAGCCCGAAUUACUUGAACUUACUUUUUAAUUGUAUGUAAACACAGAAAUGUAGCAUUUAUGAUUAUUGUAUAACUGGAUAGGCAUAAAAUUAUACGCCUCUCUUUUUGGAUGAAUCGAAGAAGCUCAAUAAUAAUGCAAAUGUGCACAAUACGAUAUAAAAGCAAAACUUAUAAAGAUUACAUAAAACACAUCCAUAAAUCAAUAAAGACAAAACUAGUUUUAAUAUUAAUAUUAUUGGCUUUAUGAAAAAUAUACAUGCAUACAAUUGUGCACACUAAAGCUAAACAGUCAAAAACAACAACAAUGACUUUAUAACCUAUAACUGUGUAUAACAAACCUACAUUUAACGUACAGAUUUAUGCAUAUACACCAAACUACAUACACAUAUAAAUACAUACAUACAUACAAACAUACUUACAUACUAUAAAUGCGUGUCACUCACAUCUAUGUACACAUACACACAUAAAUACGUAUGUAUAUUGUGUGUUAUCAAGUAAGUAAAAGUAUAUAUGUAAUCUUGUAACACGUUUCAUAAGCAUACAUUCAUACGAGAUUACAAUUUAAACAUACAUACAUACAUACAUAUAUGCAUUUACAUAUGUAAAUUUGUUCAUACAUAAAUACAUACAUCUAUAAUUAUGUCUAAUUUAAACAUAACGAAAUGUGUACUAUAUUAACCAAGUUCGAACAUUCUCCUGCUUUCCGAAACACAUCAGCUCUUCCCGUUGCUUACCGGCAUGAUACUUAAUGUACAUACAUACAUACCUGUAUGUAUUGUAGCAUAAAACCGCUUAAAGCAAUACCAAACAAUGCAAAAUUCCACUUAUUAAUUAAACUAUAUACAUAUGUAUAUGUUGUAUAUAAACUAUAGUAUGACGUACAUACUUACAUAGUGAGGUUUCAUGCUCUCAUUCACAGUUUACAAAAGUAAUUUACAAAUGAUUUUAUAACCGGAUUUCCGUUUUUUAACGUCUUUAGCGCGGAUGUUUCUUGAGUUAUAUUAUUUACAGCACUACCAAAUGGGAGUUAGAAGUGUGGCUCCUAUUUACAAGUAUAAUAAGUUUAUUUAAUUUUACAACUUCAUAUUAACUCCAGAUGAGUUCUUUCAUUGGCGUCAGUUAACUGCCAACGCUGAUUCUGACCAAAAGUCUCCACAAGGAAACAUUUUCUGAUUACUGAAAUGAUACUCCUUGAAGAACUCCAUCGAAAAAACAAAUAAUAGUACAUUUAGCGCCCUAAUUCGAAGAAUUGAACGAUUCUCAAGGCAACCAAAUAACAAUAACUGGAUCUACAUUGAUAUAAACAACGUUAAGAGGCAAUAGCAUUGAUAUGGAAGGCGACACAAACCAAUUAAAACUAACCGGCAUCCGAUUUUUUGUUCAAAAUGCAAUUUUCGAAGUAGGCGGACAAUUUUAGAAUAAUAAGAAAAGUUUCGACAAUACCUUUGGCAAAUUCAUUUGGAAUCACUUUGGAAUUUUCAUGAUUACUUUAAGCAAAUAUUGAACAACCACAACAACCACAAAAGCAUCCAACUUUACCAUGAGCAGCCAAAAUGAAACAUAAACAAAUCGCACAUGGGCCAAAUCGUCCGAUCAAAAGUGCCUUCAAAACAAAUACUUAAAAAACGUUGAUUUUUUAAUAAAAAUAACAAACAAAAAAACAGAAAAAUUUUAGAAAAAUUAAAAAAUUAAAUUAAAAACUAAAAACGAACUGAAUCGUAGAAAACGAAUGAAUGAUUAACUAAAACGGGCCCAAAAUAGACCAAAACAAAAAUCAAAAUCUUCAAUUGUCGGAAUUAGAGCGCUUUUUGUGUAUACUUUGUUAACAACGAACGACUUACUUUAUUUUAAAUACUUCAAAAGUUUAAAAACGAAGUAAUGUAAACGAAGAUGAGUGUAUGGAACUCACACAUUGAGGAUUUCACGCAAAGCGGCUUAAUUUAGACCCAAUCCUAAUUUUUAGUUACUCUACCAUUAUGUGGCAGCAAUCUCUACUAAAAAAAAACUAAACAAAACUAUAUUUAAAAAGAUAAGCAAAAAGUAAAAAAAAAAAUAUAUAUGUUCUGAUAAUAUACUCAAAUAGAGUAUACAUAAAUUAAUUAAAAAAAUUAAAAAUUAAGUAAACUCCCUAGGCAUAAGAAUAUGAGAACCCUUUAGGACUAAAUUAAUCAUGGGUAAGAUUUAUGUAUGGACGAGUACAAGCGGGCGUUAAAUAAAUCAAAACUUGAGAUCAAAGGACGUGGUGAGAUAUAUUGAGGCUUUCAGUUGGGUCGAAAAUAAACAUAUUUAAACAAAAAAUACUCACACAAAGGGAUGUUAACUAAAUUGAACGAAGGAGCUAGGAUACCCUUUCAAUGCAGAGUGUGCUAGCAAGCGCAUUUUGGAUUGACGUCAAAAAACUAAUUAACAAUUUUAAUUAUAAGCAAUUAGAAAAAAAAACAUUAAGAAAUCUUAAGCAUACCAGGCCCCGUCAAGAAUGACUAAUAAGGAUAAUUUUAUAAUACUUUGCGAAAAAAUUUGCUCCAAAAAGUUAACAUAAGGCAGAGUCUGAUGUGUUUCGUGAAAUUAGCGGCUGCGAAAAUUCCAUGAUCAUUAAAACGUUUCAAAUGUAAAUCUUCAACAGAAUUGAUGGUAAGACACGGUUAAUCUUCUAUUAGUAUUUUGUUAAAAACGACAUUAAUGCUAUUUUUAGGAUUUUGUACACACUUCAAAUUUUUACAUAACAUUGAUUAUAUAAUUGGUUGGAAAAUACUCGUAAUUUUCCAACAUACUAAUUGUGCAUUUUUAUCAACACAUUCUUCAAAGCAGCUUUUGAAGCAGUAAUGGGGUUUUAGGUUCGAAUUGCUCAUAUGUGUACCAUUAUUAAUUGAGAACUUUAUGUUUGAGCUCUUACAACAACAAGGAGGCAAUUAGUGAAUAAAAAAGUUAUUUAGUUAAACUGCAAUAGACCGGAAUUAUUUCCAUGAGAUAGUACAAACAAUUUAGGAUUAACGUUUAUAUAUAUACAUAUAUAAAUCGCUUUAUACGUUAAUGAAAUAAACGAAACACUAAGAGCUAUAAGCCAAAUAAAAAAAAAUAAAUGAAAUACACAGAAGAGUUGUUCCAGCAGAAAUUCACUCCGCGCAGUUCAUUUUCGCACGAACAACGCAUUGGACCAGGAUAUUUUCUUAUGAAGCUAUUCACAGUUGGAGUCAAAUAUGUGAAAGGCUUUAAAAAUUAUAUUUGUCAUUGAGUUCAAAUUGUUGAAUAUUGUUUACCAAGCUCAUGUGUAACCAGAAUUUAACCGAACUAAUUUACAUUAUAAUGAGAUUUAAUGAAAAUUUUACAUCAAUUUUAGUUUAAUAUUUCCAUACUGAAAUUGAACUUCAAAAUACAAAUUUUUUAGUAAGAAAAUGAAUUCUUGGUUGCCAUGGAACUAGUUUAGUUGUAGUUCGGAGGCGCGUUCUUUGCAUCUUCAUUGAAUUGUAAAUGUUCAUUGUGGACACGAAAACACACACAAGCACAACACAUUUGUACACAUAGAUUAAGCGAAAACUUGGUCGCUUCAAAGUUUGUAAGUAAGCAAAAUUGAAUAUUUGGAAUAUGUAGAAAAACAUGUAAAGAAAUUAUACAUACAUGCAUAAGUUGUAUUUACCCAAGGAAAGUGACAACUUUAGAUUCAAACAAUAAAGUAAAAGUAAAAUAACAAAAACAAACACAAAAACAAAAAACAGAACCCCUAAAACGGCGAAAAAUAA
This is a messenger RNA of Bactrocera dorsalis (oriental fruit fly), 21585 nucleotides long. It is a transcript of the gene pros, whose product is annotated as homeobox protein prospero-like. Gene Ontology annotation, cellular component: nucleus. Gene Ontology annotation, molecular function: DNA-binding transcription factor activity, RNA polymerase II-specific; RNA polymerase II cis-regulatory region sequence-specific DNA binding. Gene Ontology annotation, biological process: regulation of transcription by RNA polymerase II. Lineage: Eukaryota; Metazoa; Arthropoda; Insecta; Diptera; Tephritidae. The record is from RefSeq and is a predicted model, not a curated record.